This is a messenger RNA of Trematosphaeria pertusa, 936 nucleotides long. RefSeq lists its product as uncharacterized. Bases 58 to 936 code for a protein of 292 amino acids. The transcript has 2 exons. NCBI's taxonomy places the organism in Eukaryota, Fungi, Ascomycota, Dothideomycetes, Pleosporales, Trematosphaeriaceae. The record is from RefSeq and is a predicted model, not a curated record.
CCGCCGCCAAAAACGCGCACUAGUAACCCACCGAGAUAACUAAUUUCACUUCGACCCAUGGCAAACCAAAAGGCGCUAUAUUACUUCGCGCCAACAUGGGACUAUCCGCCGACCGGACCCAUCAAACUCGGCGCCGUUCUCGCGACUAUCGAUACCCCCGAACGGCCCCUCGCGCUGCUCAGCCCCAGCGAAACCGACGUAUUCUCCUCCACCAAAUCGACAGUGCAAUACUCGAAGGAAAAGCUGAGGUCGGGUGGAUUUUCCAUCCUUACCACGUUUCUCAGCUUCCUCGGCUUCGGGGCCGAUGCGGGUCUGAGUAGGGAGAACAGCUCAUUUAGCUUCGAUCGCAUAGAGACCAGCCAGUUUAUCCCCACGGAUGCGUACGUUCGGAAGUGCGCCGAAGCCGGGCCUGUUCGCCGCUACCUAGAGAAAGCACGCUAUCGCAAGCCGGUCUACAUAAUUACAGGGGUCAAGGUUGUAAGCGGCGCACAGGCUCGAACAGCCACGUCCCAGGUCAGAGGGGGUGCGAUUGGAUUGGAGGUGGACGGAACUGUUUGGAGUGGCGGGAUGGUACCUGUCAGUGGCGGACCGCAGAUAGAGCUGGCGGAAGCGAGCGAUAAGGAAACAUCUUGGGAAUGGAGUGGUGACUUUGUGUUCGCGUUCAGGGUAAGCAGAGUCCGGGUUCAGAAGACGGGAACGGUGCAGAGCGAGAAGCCGUAUGCAAAAGGUGCUAUGCUUGAUAACGGAGAAGAGGCGAAGCUCUCGGGGGUUGAAAUCACAAUAGUGGAAGAAGAGGGGGCGGCACCAGAGGAGGGGUAUAAGGCUGUGGAGUUGAUGGAAGGAUACGAUGCGGUUAACUGUGGUCUUCUUGCUACCUCUUGGAUCUGGAACCUAGCAUCUCCAUUUUCGGUGAAAGCCACGGAACGUCGGAGCUAA